Meleagris gallopavo (turkey) is the source of this 2658-nucleotide messenger RNA. It is a transcript of the gene SHROOM4, whose product is annotated as shroom family member 4. Gene Ontology annotation, cellular component: apical plasma membrane; adherens junction; apical junction complex. Gene Ontology annotation, biological process: actin filament organization. Lineage: Eukaryota; Metazoa; Chordata; Aves; Galliformes; Phasianidae. Gene Ontology annotation, molecular function: actin filament binding. The record is from RefSeq and is a predicted model, not a curated record.
GGCAGCGGGCGGGCAUCGCCUGCGUCCCCGGCACCUGAUAACCACCGCUGGACCACGUCCCCGCUGCACGCCGAGUCCCGCGGGCCAGGCGGGCUCAGCCCCGCACCCAGCACUGAGGGCCUGGCCGAGGAGCAGCGGGCGGGGGGUCGGCGUGGUGGGGGUCCCCCAAACCGCUCCGCUCACUUUCGGCGCCGCAGCGAACGCUUCGCCACCAACCUGCGUAAUGAGAUCCAGCGGCGCAAAGCGCAGCUGCAAAAGAGCUGGGGACCCGGAGCUCAACCCCGGGGCGAAGAGCCGGUGGAGGAGGCGGAGGAACCCACAGAGGGCUCACCGAGCCCUGCACCCAGCGAGGACGGCAGGAGCUGCGUGGGGGACACGCUGCCAGGUUCCGAAGUUGAACGAGUGGCACCCAGCCGGGGCCGCUGGCGUUGGUCUCCGGAGCGCAAGCUGCAGCCGCAGCGCUCGCCCAGUCCCCGUGAGCACCAGGGUGCAGAGGAAGCCGUCCUCCUGCCCUUUGCCGACCGCCGCAGAUUCUUCGAGGAGAGCAGCCGCCCCACACCCGCCUGGCAUGGAAAACCCCAAAAAGCGGCCGAGCCUGACCCUUUCCCAACCGCUGAGCACCGUGAUGCUCGCCGCGUACCUGGACCCUACAGCGAGUGCUGCCGGGAGCAGCAGCCCUACUACAAAGUGCUGCCGAGGCACGGAGAGCUGGAGUAUCUGCGGGGCUGCCCCUAUCCCUAUGGGGCUCCCCCUGGGAUGCACGAACCUUGCCGCUACUGCACCGGGGAGCUGUGCCCGGCGCUGCUGCCCCGCGGCCAUGCCUACCGCUGCCACCCAUGGGCACGCUGCCCCGACUGCUGCUGCAUGCCACGGGAUGAGAGCAGCACCUGGGCACCCCGAAAGGCCUUUAUGCCGGAAUUUCCCCUGGAGGAGUGGGAACCACCAGCGAUAAGCAGGAAAACCAGCCAGUCCAUUGGCGAGCUCACCCACUACAAACCGGGCUUCCAGCGUCUCGGCCCCUUCCGGCCCUGCUUUGAGAGCUCUGAGCCCGAGUGGCCGCCCUGCUACCGCACCACGUCCACGCACGACCUGUCCUGGGAUGGCGAGCGGCCGCCCCGCUCCCCCGAGCCCCCCCCAGAGCCUCUACACCGCCCGCUGCGGGGCCGAGCCUUCUCUGAGAGCCACCUCAACCUGGAGCCCUCCAGCCCCCAUGCCCGCAAGGACUUCCUCCGGGUGCAGUCAGAGGCUCCGGGUUUACCCAAAAAAAAGGGUCCCCCACCCCGCCCGCCUCCACCCAAUUGGGAGCAGUACAGGUUGCGCCGAGCAUCACAGCAUCCCAAAAACGGCUCCGGAUCCGGCACGGCCCCCCCACCAUCCCGUAGCAUUGCCGAAGCCGUGCGGCAGCGGACGCGCAGCCUCGCUGCUGAGACCCCCCCUGGCCGCCCCCGUGGGACGCCGGAACCCGAAGCUGAGCUCUGCAGGGUCAGGGAGGAGUGCUCAAUAUCGAAGGACCCCUGGGAGCAGGAGGAUCCCCCCCAAAGGCUCGGCCGGGGCCGGGAGCGGGGCUGGUCCAGCGAGUGCCCCCUGCCCACCCCCAGCCCCAUGGGCACCCCGGGGGGACCCCAUUCCCGCAGCCCUGAGGGGUCCAAUGCCCGGGGAGGGCGGCCCCAACCCCGCCGCAUGAAUUCGGAGGAGUUGCUGUGGGACGUGGCGGGCAGGGACUGCUCCUUGGCCGGCAUCUUGGUGUCGCCUCCGGUCACCACUGCCACCGUUAUGGGCGAGCUGCUGGCAGCAGGGGAUCGCCAGGCGUGGAGGGAGCGGAUCCAACAGGAUUGGCACCAGGAGCCACAGGACAGGCAGGGCUUUGAGCCCAUCUCGCCUCCCCCCGGGGCCGCCGGCAGCCCCCCCUCCUACGCAGCAUAUUAUGGCAAAGCUGAGCUGCUGGGCAAGGUGAAGGAGCUGCCGGAGGUGGCGGAGGGGAGCUCAGAGGAGGAGGAGGAGUUGGAGCGGGAGCUGGUGGAGAAAAAGCUGCAGCUGGUGGAGAGCCUGAGCCGCAAGCUGGCGGUGCUGCGGGAGGCGCAGCGGGGACUGCAGGAGGACAUCAGCGCCAACGGGGCGCUGGGCGAGGAGGUGGCAGCCCGCCUGCAGGCGCUCUGCACGCCGGGCGAGUUCGACAAGUACCGCCUCUUUGUGGGGGACCUGGACAAGGUGGUCAACCUGCUGCUGUCCCUUUCGGGCCGCCUGGCGCGGGUGGAGAACGCGCUGAGCGCUCUGGGGCCGCACGCUUCCUCCGAGGAUAAGGUGGCCCUGCGGGAGAAGCAGCGGCUGCUGGCGGCGCAGCUGGAGGACGCCAAGGAGCUGCGGGAGCACGUGGGGCGGCGGGAGGAGGCGGUGGGUGCCAUGGUGGCCCGCUAUCUGCCCCCCGAGCAGCUGCAGGACUACCGGCACUUCGUCAAGAUGAAGUCGGCGCUGACGGCCGAGCAGCGCGAGCUGGACGAGAAGAUCAAGCUGGGGCAGGAGCAGCUGCGCUGCCUGCGGGAGAGCCUCGGCCAGGCGCCUACCAGCUGCUAGCCCUGUCCAUCCAUCCGCUCCUCCAUCCAUCCAUCCAUCCAUCCAUCCAUCCAUCCAUCCAUCCAUCCAUCCACCCAUCCAUCCAUC